Molecule: messenger RNA, 1614 nt
Organism: Mycosarcoma maydis (corn smut)
Lineage: Eukaryota; Fungi; Basidiomycota; Ustilaginomycetes; Ustilaginales
Exons: 1
Coding region: 1-1614 (537 amino acids)
Cellular component (GO): cytoplasm
Molecular function (GO): cysteine synthase activity
Source: RefSeq, a predicted model, not a curated record
AUGUCGAGCGUCGGAGCGAGGGCAACCUCGUCAGCGCUCGCAUCCAGCUCGUCGUCCAAGCUCGCGCACAUCCCCGGUUGGACCGUCAUCUCACGCUAUUCUCGUUCACACCGCAAAUCGACCUUUCUCAUCGGCGUGUUUACCGGUCUCGUUCUGGGUCUUGGAUCCAUCACAUCCGUCUUUUUCUUUGCAGAACGACGUGAACGCAAACGAAGACGCAGAAAGUUGCGCUCCUACGGACUCGACGAUGAAGACGAAGAGGAGCGUCGACGGCGCGAGCUUCGUGGGCGCGAUCCAAUCCAAAUCCGGUCUGGUCAAGUGGUGAGCGGUGUCGAAGGUCUAAUCGGAAAUACUCCGCUCAUGCGUAUAAACAGCCUCUCCGAAGCAACGGGCUGCGAGAUCCUGGGCAAAGCAGAGUUUCUCAACCCUGCCGGCUCACCAAAGGACCGUGUAGCAUUGCAAAUUCUCAAAGACGCUGAAGAAGAAGGCUUGCUCUACCCGCACACGGGCAGCUGCAUCUUUGAAGGUACAGUAGGAAGCACCGGUAUCUCACUAGCCACUCUGGCGCGAGCAAAAGGGUAUCGCUGUUCAAUUGUCAUUCCGGACGACGUUGCACGCGAAAAAGUGGAGCUCCUGGAAAAGCUCGGUGCCGAGAUCGAAUCGGUUCGACCGCGAGGCAUUGUCGAUCCACGACACUUUGUCAACGAAGCACGUGCUCGGGCCGAAGCGUUUGGCGAGGUCGAACUCGUUGGUCCGCAUCCGAAUGGUUUGGGCACGUCCCGAUAUGCUGGCUCGGACGCAGGACAGGGGGAAGAGUACGUUCAUCGCCAUGACCUGGUUGUUUCCUCCAGACGCGUGCCGAACACCGAUGAUGCAUCCGGUAUUGUCAACGAGACCCAAGCACGUGGCUUUUUUGCGGAUCAGUUCGAGAAUCCAUCCAACUUUUGGGCGCAUUACAACGGUACUGGACCCGAAAUCUGGCGCCAGACGGGCGGGUUGAUCGACGCAUUCGUCGCGGGUGCGGGCACGGGCGGGACGCUCUCUGGAUGUGCAGCCUUUCUGAAACGCGUAUCAUGCGAUCCGGAUGAGUCCCAACAAGGAGGAGGUUUCAUCCGACGUCCUGGAUCCGCACAAGAGGUCAAAGUGGUGCUGGCCGAUCCGCAGGGUAGUGGGUUAUACAACAAGGUUAAAUACGGUGUCAUGUACAGUGCCACCGAAGCAGAGGGGAAGCGCAGGAGGCAUCAAGUGGACUCGGUCGUAGAAGGGAUUGGCAUCAAUCGCAUCACAAGAAACUUGCAGAUGGGAUUGCAGUGCAUUGACGACGCCGAGAGGGUCAGCGACGAUGAGGCGGCGCGCAUGGGAAGGCAUCUGAUCCUCAACGAUGGACUCUUCCUCGGCUCUUCGUCAGCCGUCAACUGCGUUGCUGCUGUCCGAACAGCACUGAAAAUCAAACGCCAACGGGGCGACGACCCACCCCCUGUUGUGGUCACUGUACUCUGCGAUUCGGGCUCUCGCCAUCUGUCCAAGUUUCACAACGACGAUGCACUCGUUCGUCUGGGCGUGUCGGAUGCCGGCAGCAGUGACAUUUCUGACAUCCUCUCUUCCAUCGAUUAG